Tetrapisispora phaffii CBS 4417 is the source of this 2499-nucleotide messenger RNA. It is a transcript of the gene SEC23, whose product is annotated as GTPase-activating protein SEC23. The coding region runs from base 1 to 2499 and encodes 832 amino acids. Gene Ontology annotation, molecular function: GTPase activator activity; zinc ion binding. The transcript has a single exon. Gene Ontology annotation, cellular component: COPII vesicle coat; endoplasmic reticulum exit site. NCBI's taxonomy places the organism in Eukaryota, Fungi, Ascomycota, Saccharomycetes, Saccharomycetales, Saccharomycetaceae. Gene Ontology annotation, biological process: intracellular protein transport; COPII-coated vesicle cargo loading; COPII-coated vesicle budding. The record is from RefSeq and is a predicted model, not a curated record.
AUGAGUGUAUGUAAUUGGAUAUGUUUGGCUAUGAAUGGAGUGGUUGUUCUGGGUUGGCAGCGACAUCUACACACGCACUGUGUACGAAGAUCUGAAACAGCAGCACAUACUAGCAUGGACUUCGAGACUAACGAGGAUAUAAACGGGAUUAGGUUUUCUUGGAACGUGUUUCCGAACGACAAGAUCGAUUCUGCCAAGAACGUGGUUCCUUUGGGGUGCAUGUACACUCCUUUGAAAGAGUUCGACAAUGACAACGAGGACGCGGUGGUCAUUGAUGCGGACGGCACCGUCAUGAACAAGAAGAUUUUGAACUAUAAUCCGGUUUACUGUACGCAGCCACAGUGUAAGGCCAUCUUGAAUCCAUACUGUAUCAUAGAUCCGAGAAACAACUCGUGGAUCUGUCCUAUUUGUAGCUCGAGAAACCAUUUGCCAUCGCAAUACUCGAACAUGAGCCAAGAAAACAUGCCCAUUGAGUUGCAAUACACCAGCGUCGAAUACAUCACUAAUAAACCAAUUCAAAUUCCGCCGAUUUUUUUCUUAGUGGUUGACAUCACUACUGAAGAUGAGAAUCUUGAUGCAUUGAAGGAAUACUUGAUCUCGUCGUUGUCAUUGAUGCCUCCUAAUGCAUUGAUUGGAUUGAUCACUUACGGUACCGUCAUCAGAUUGCAUGACUUAUCGUGUACUACCAUUGACAGAUGUAACGUCUUCAAAGGUGACAGAGAAUAUAAGUUAGAAAACUUAAUUGAAAUGUUAACUGGUCAAAAACCAACAAAUUUGAACACUGCGAACAACAGCAGUAAUGUCAACUCUCAAAAUCAAGCAAAUCCGGUUCAAAUAUCUCCUUUCUCACUGAAUAGAUUCUUCUUGCCAUUGGAACAAAUUGAAUUCAAAUUGACACAAUUUUUUGAAAACUUGACUCAUGAUCAAUGGGCAGUCCCAACUGGCCAUAGACCAUUAAGAGCCACCGGACAAGCUUUGAACAUAGCUUCCUUGGUAUUACAAGGUUGUUACAGACAUUCUGCCGCUAGGAUUAUUUUGUUUUCUUCUGGUCCAUGUACACUUGGUCCAGGUUUAAUUGUUUCAUCUGAAUUGAAGGAUCCUUUGAGAUCUCAUCAUGAUAUCGAUUCCGACCGUGCUUCUCAUUAUAAGAAAGCAACAAACUUUUAUAAUCAAAUUGCAGACAGAGUAGCAGAUAAUGAUCACACUGUUGAUAUUUUUGCCGGUUCGUACGAUCAAAUCGGUAUGUCAGAAAUGAAAAAAUUAACAGACAAAACUGGUGGUAUUUUGUUAUUAACUGAUGCUUUCAUGACAUCAAUCUUUAAGCAAUCUUACUUAAGAAUGUUUGCUAAGGAUGAUGAAGGUUAUUUAAGAAUGGCUUUUAACGGUAAAUUAACUGUUAAGACCUCAAAAGAUUUGAAAAUUCAAGGUUUAAUUGGUCACGCUUCAACUGCUAAGAAAAAUGAAUCAGCUAAUAUUAGUGAUUCAAAGAUCGGUCUAUCUGGAACUAAUACUUGGAAAAUGUCUACCUUAUCUCCAAAACAUUCGUAUGCGAUCUAUUUUGAGAUUGCUCAAUCUAACAAGAAGAAAAGCGGAGAUGCUACUGCUAAUCAAAUGAACCAAAUGAAUCAACAACAACCAACGUUAGCUUACACUCAGUUCAUCACUACUUAUCAACAUUCUUCAGGUACAAACCGUAUCAGAGUCACUACUGUUGCUAACCAAUUACUUCCAUUAGGUUCUCCUGGCAUUAUUGCCUCUUUCGAUCAAGAAGCUGCAGCUGUAUUGAUUGCUAGAAUGGCUGUCGAUAAGGCAGAAAAUGAUUCUAAGACUGAUAUCAUUAGAUGGAUUGAUAAUUCAUUAAUUAAAUUGGCCCAAAGAUAUGCAAACUACAAUAAAGAUGAUCCAAUGUCUUUCAGAUUAUCACCAAAUUUUUCAUUGUAUCCACAAUUUAUGUACUACUUAAGAAGAUCUCAAUUUUUAAGUGUAUUUAACAAUUCUCCGGAUGAAACUGCAUUUUAUAGACACAUAUUCAUUAGAGAAGACACUACAAACUCUUUGAUUAUGAUUCAACCAACUUUAACAUCAUUCUCAAUGGAAGAAGAGCCUCGACCUGUUUUAUUAGAUUCUGUUUCUGUAAAACCAAAUACCAUAUUGUUGCUGGACACUUUCUUUUACAUUCUGGUGUAUCAUGGUGAACAAAUUGCACAAUGGAGAAAAGCAGGCUAUCAAGAUGAUCCACAGUAUGCUGAUUUCAAAGGUCUUUUGGAAGAACCAAAAUUGGAAGCUGCUGAAUUAUUAGUAGACAGAUUCCCGUUGCCAAGAUUUAUCGAUACAGAAGCUGGCGGAUCCCAAGCCAGAUUCUUGUUAUCCAAAUUGAAUCCUUCUGAUAGCUAUCAAGAUGUGACACACGGUGGUGCCACUGUUGUCUUAACAGAUGAUGUAUCCUUACAAAACUUCAUGAGCCAUUUGCAAUCAGUUGCUGUAACAAGCAAAAAAUAA